UUUCCUACAGACCAAGUUCUCCUCAGUUAGGUAUUUUUAAGUUUGGAUUUGUGAACAUGUCCUCCUUUUGCUUUUCUAUAAAGAUGAACAGGAGAGUGACGGAGUCUUGAGUAAGAAAGGUAGGCCUUUUUUCUCUGGACCUGACUGAACUUUAAAACUUCUCUACUUAUUAAACAACACUGGGUGCACACUUUGCUUAACCCCAGGAUCUGGUCAUCAGCCUUUGACCUCAGUUCUCCCCUCCUCACCAGCUCCUUCCCCCACCUGAGCCUCUGGAACCUCAGUCAGAUUUAGAUGAAAGAACCAGUUCAGAGGGAUUGCCUCAGACCACACUAUCUCCACUCGCCCAGACCUGUGGAAGAUUAGCGACCAUGUUUUCCAGUGGGAUAGGAACUGUAGCUGCUAGAAAAAGGAGGGAGUGUCUUCUCUCCUUGCUGAUUAUUGGCCUCUGGGGCUGUGUGACCUGUCAUUGGAGCCCUGUGGAGGACAUCUGCACAGCCAAGCCUCGGGACAUUCCCGUGAAUCCCAUGUGCAUUUACCGUUCCCCAGAGAAGAAGGCCACUGAGGGCGAGGGCUCAGAGCAGAAGAUCCCUGAGGCCACCAACCGGCGGGUCUGGGAACUGUCCAAGGCCAAUUCCCACUUUGCCACCAUCUUCUAUCAGCACUUGGCAGACUCCAAGAAUGACAAUGACAACAUUUUCCUGUCACCCCUGAGUAUCUCCACAGCUUUUGCUAUGACCAAGCUGGGUGCCUGUGACAACACCCUCAAGCAGCUGAUGGAGGUGUUUAAGUUUGAUACCAUCUCUGAGAAAACAUCUGAUCAGGUCCACUUUUUCUUUGCCAAACUGAACUGCCGACUCUAUCGAAAAGCCAACAAAUCCUCUGAGUUGGUGUCAGCCAACCGCCUUUUUGGAGACAAAUCCCUUACCUUCAAUGAGACCUACCAGGAAAUCAGUGAGGUGGUAUAUGGAGCCAAGCUCCAGCCCCUGGACUUCAAGGAAAAUGCAGAGCAGUCCAGAGUGAUCAUCAAUCAAUGGGUGUCCAACAAGACUGAAGGGCGUAUCACUGAUGUCAUUCCCCCAGAAGCCAUCAACGAGCUCACUGUUCUGGUGCUGGUCAACACCAUUUACUUUAAGGGCCUGUGGAAGUCAAAGUUCAGCUCUGAGAACACAAGGAAGGAACUUUUCUAGGCUAAUGGGGAGUCGUGUUCAGUAUCCAUGAUGUAUCAGGAAAGCAAGUUUCGUUACCGGCGUGUAGCAGAAGGCACCCAGGUGCUCGAGUUGCCCUUCAAGGGUGAUGACAUCACCAUGGUGCUCAUCCUGCCCAAGCUCGAGAAGAGCCUGGCCAAGGUGGAGCAGGAACUCACCCCGGAGGUGCUGCAGGAGUGGCUGGACGAGCUGGCAGACACUCUGCUGGUGGUCCACAUGCCCCGCUUCCGCAUAGAGGACAGCUUCAGCGUGAAGGAGCGGCUGCAAGACAUGGGCCUUGAGGACCUGUUCAUCCCUGAGAAGGCCAAGCUUCCAGGUAUUGUUGCAGAAGGCCGAGAUGACCUCUAUGUCUCAGAUGCAUUUCAUAAGGCAUUUCUUGAGGUAAAUGAGGAAGGCAGUGAAGCAACAGCAAGUACCACCAUUGGGAUCGCUGGCCGUUCGCUGAACCCCGCCAGAGUGACAUUCAAGGCCAAUAGGCCCUUCCUGGUUCUUAUAAGGGAAGUUGCUCUGAACACUAUUAUCUUCAUGGGCAGAGUAGCCAACCCUUGUUAAAGUGUUAUUCUUUAUACUUCUUCCUAUUUUGGUUUGUGAAUAGAAGUAAAAAUAAAUACAACUACUCCCAUAUC
Phacochoerus africanus (Common warthog) is the source of this 1834-nucleotide messenger RNA. It is a transcript of the gene SERPINC1, whose product is annotated as serpin family C member 1. Gene Ontology annotation, molecular function: serine-type endopeptidase inhibitor activity. Lineage: Eukaryota; Metazoa; Chordata; Mammalia; Artiodactyla; Suidae. The record is from RefSeq and is a predicted model, not a curated record. Gene Ontology annotation, biological process: regulation of blood coagulation.